AUGACGGAAGCGCCUUUGAAUUAUGAAGCCUCAGCCGGCGUCACCAAUCUCCAAGUCUCAAGAACCUUACCCUCAGAAGUCGUCCAAUGCUUAGAAAAUGCUAGAUUUUUACAUCUCGCAACAUGCACCUCUCUUCGUCCUCACGUCUCCCUCAUGAACUACACCUAUCUUCCCAGUACACCCUGGUCUCCUCAUCCUACCAUAAUAAUGACGACGAACCCUUCCUCUAAGAAAACCCAAAACCUUCUCGAAAAUCCAAAUGUUUCAUUAUUGGUUCACGAUUGGGUAUCUCAUCGUCCUCCUACUGGGAAUAGAGCUUCGAGUCCUCCGAGGAAUACUGGGGGUAGAAGUAGUUUGGCGGAGAUGUUGAUAGGGUUGAAUACGAGUGCGAUAAGUAGUAUUAGUGCGACGAUUAAUGGGGAAGCGAGGGUGGUGGAAAGGGGAGGAGAAGAGGAAAAAUGGUUGAAGGAAAGACAUUUGGAGAAUUGUGUUUUUCUUGGGGAGGAGGGGGUGAGGGCUGGAGAGGGAGAUGGUGGGAGAGUUUUUGUAGAGGGUGAGGAGGUGAGGGUUGUUAGUGUAAAGGUGGGUGAUGGUAGGGUUAGUGAUUGGAAGGGUGCAGUUAGGGAUUGGGUUUUGAGUGGUGAGGGAGAGGGAGAGGGUCAUAAUGGUGUUGGGAGUGAGACUUUGUUGAAUGGAGUUCAUUAA
Messenger RNA from Sclerotinia sclerotiorum 1980 UF-70, 705 nucleotides. RefSeq lists its product as hypothetical. The record is from RefSeq and is a predicted model, not a curated record. The transcript is spliced from 2 exons. The coding region runs from base 1 to 705 and encodes 234 amino acids. NCBI's taxonomy places the organism in Eukaryota, Fungi, Ascomycota, Leotiomycetes, Helotiales, Sclerotiniaceae. Gene Ontology annotation, cellular component: cytoplasm; nucleus.